Messenger RNA from Dunckerocampus dactyliophorus (ringed pipefish), 6449 nucleotides. RefSeq names its product MAPK/MAK/MRK overlapping kinase-like. Gene Ontology annotation, cellular component: cytoplasm; nucleus. The transcript is spliced from 11 exons. The record is from RefSeq and is a predicted model, not a curated record. The coding region runs from base 166 to 1641 and encodes 491 amino acids. Lineage: Eukaryota; Metazoa; Chordata; Actinopteri; Syngnathiformes; Syngnathidae. Gene Ontology annotation, biological process: intracellular signal transduction; protein phosphorylation. Gene Ontology annotation, molecular function: protein serine/threonine kinase activity; ATP binding.
AGCCGACGUGGAGCAAAAUGACAGAUGGGGUUUUGUGCUGUGUAUUGUACGACUGAGUCGAUCCACUGAAUGUGAUGAUGAUUCACUGCUGCCCGCUCACGAUUUGACAUUAAUGUACUAGAUCAGAUAGUAAUUAUUGCAUUAUUGUUUUAUACAAUUAAGCUCAUGCUUGCUAGACCUCCUCAAAUUCCAUGUGCACUAAUGAUGCACUACUCCAACUGGUUGAUUGGCGUUAAAAACAGGGCAAACCUCCGGAAUGCAUGGAAAAAUGGGGCUAACAGUGACUGGAGCAACACCGGAGGUGUUGUGGACGUGCAGAACCGCCACACCCCGAAGCCUGGCGAGAAGACAUGCAAGUUAGCCGUCACCGCCCAUCUCUGGAAAAAGGGCUACAAAAUAAUCAAGAAGAUCGGAGAGGGCAGCUUCUCUGAGGUGGUCAAAACUCAGAGCCUGAAGGAUGGGAAGUACUACGCGUGCAAAACAAUGAAGCAGACCAUUAACAGUGUGGAACAGGCCAACAACCUGCGGGAAGUUCAGGCGAUGAGGAGACUCAGCCCACAUGCAAAUAUCAUCCAGCUGCAUGACCUCGUUUUUGACAAAGCAACCGGCACCGUGUCUUUGAUUUGUGAGCUGAUGGAGAUGAACAUAUAUGAUCUCAUUAAAGCAAGACAAACGCCACUGCCGGAUCAGACGGUGAGACACUACAUGUACCAGCUGUGUAAGUCACUUGACCACAUGCACAGCUGCGGGAUCUUCCACAGAGAUGUGAAGCCAGAAAACAUUCUCAUCAAACACAACAUUCUGAAGCUGGGAGACUUCGGUUCGUGCAGGAGCGUGCAUUCCAAACCCCCGCACACAGAGUACAUCUCCACCCGCUGGUACCGAGCCCCGGAGUGCCUCCUCACUGACGGCUAUUACAGCCUGAAGAUGGACAUCUGGAGUGCCGGCUGUGUUUUCUUUGAGGUCAUGAGCUUGAAUCCUCUCUUCCCGGGCACCAACGAGUUGGACCAGAUCGCCAAGAUCCAUGACGUGUUGGGAACUCCCGAUCAAAGCGUCCUACGGAAAUUCAAGCAAUCCAGAGCGAUGCAUUUCAACUUCCCCAUGAAGAAAGGCUCCGGAAUCUCGCGCCUUAUUCCCGAAUGCUCGGCACCGGCUCUGUCUCUGCUCUAUCAGAUGCUGGCCUACGACGCCGACGAACGCAUCACGGCGGAAACUGUCCUGAGGCACGCAUACUUUAGGGAAAUACGGGUGGCAGAGAAAAAAUCUGCUGGAGUCUCCUCUGACCUGCUGUGGCGACCCACUCGACUUGGCAAACAAAUGAGGGGGAGACACAUGAGGCCUACACCUUUAAUUGGUCACAACACAAAGCACGUAGCAGAGCCCCUCUUCAGACGAAACAUGCCCCAUUAUACUACUGAGCUGCCCAAACUCAACAUGGCCGUCACGGGGCCACAGCGGUCCUUCCCAGCUUCAUCUUUGCCCGCGUUUACACUCACCCACAGGGGCACCCUGCCAGCCAUCACCUCUAAAAAAUGCCAGUCACGUUUGGCCAAGGUAAACUCAGCCCAUGCUUUCAUUGAUUUGGUAUUAUGUUACGUCUCUUUUUCUCUUCACAGUCCGAGUCACAAAAGGUGUCCUUAAAGCCCUUCUACAUGCCGCCUCUGGGCAGGAAACACGGCGGAGGCUGCUGAGAGCCAAAAACACUUGACAUUUGAUUUAAAACUUCCUCUCAAAACAGGACAGACGUGAAAAUUCCCUUCCGUGGUCGGUCAAUAAUAGCUCUGUUACUAGUAGGGAGUUCUUAUUUGUAAGCUAGCAAAAAGAGCUGUACAUGAGGAAAAACUUCCUUCUCGGACAAGUACCCAGUACUUUAAAUGAAGGGCUUUACAUCAUAGUCCUACAUAUUACAAAAAACCUAUUGUUGUGUUUUAUAAUAUAGGCAUUGUAAAUGUCACACAGGUUAAAUAUAUUAUACAGAUCCUCAUUAAACUAAUUAAGCUGCACUUUGUGUUGUAAAUGUGAUGUAAAAUGUAAUUUAAGUCACAACACAUGGUCACCGUAAUUUUUUAUACUGAGAAAAGAAUGGUGACUACUAUAAAAUACUGCAAAGAAAAAAACAGGAAAGCUUCUAGAUUUAAUUAAACUUAUUUGUUUAAAGUUUUAAAAAGUGUUUUAAAAAAGGAUAAAAUUGUCCAAAUAUACAAAAAAAAAAAAAUUUACUCAUACUUCAAACAUGACACAAAAUGUAAUAAAUUACAUGAUUAAAUUCUAAUUCUGAUUAAAUCGGUAACAUUUCUUUAAAAUCUGAAGCCUAAAGUCACAAGGAAACAGCAGUUUUCACAUAUUUGUGAUAAAAUCAUAAAAAGGUUAUUUCAAUAUUUUGAAUUGCUGUGCAGUGUUCACAUAGAAAUGUAAAUAUAAAAUACUGUAUAUUUAAGUAAUUAAAUUGUGGCUACCCUGUCUUAAUUUCUUUACAUUUAUACAUUUAGUAUUAAUGGUUACAACUAAUCCUUAAUACUAAGACUCGAGUAUAAUUAUUUUAUAUUUAUUAAAAUAAUUGUAAAAAUACAAUUUCUUCAUUAAGAACCUUCAUUAUUAUUCUAAUUAAAAUGGGGACUUUUUUUUUUUUUUUUUUACUUAAGCACUGAUUGCUACAAAAUCCUUCAUGCUACGACUUGUGAGUACAAUAACAUUUUAUUUUAUUAUAUUUAUUAAAAUAUUAUUACAUUUUAUUUUUUAUUUAAUUUAUUCACAAUCAAUUGGGGAACAAUUUUUAAAUUAAUUUUAUAUUCAUUAAAAUCAUUUAAAAAUAAUCCAUUUUCUGUACUACUUGUACUGACUAGGGCCGUGGGUACGUUGGAGCCGAAUAAAGAAAAAUAAUAAACAACUCAAAUAAAUGUGCAAGAUGCAUCUUUUCAUUAUUAUUUUUGUUUUAACUGAAGCAUAACACUACUUUGUGUCUCGAUGCGGACCUUCCUUUUGUUUUCAGACCUUCCUUAAUUUGGAUUUUUGGGAUUCUUCCGCACUUGUUCAUAGAGAGCAAAGGUACAGCGUUGUCGUGUACAGCAUGGACAAACAGAAGAAGAAAACAGUGUAUUCAAGAUUAUUUUUAAUAUUAUUAAUAUGUAUACUUUAGGCUUUAGAAAUAUAACUAUCAAUGACAAAACUUCCAUGGGAGAAAUGGUAAGUUUGCUCUGCCCUCCCCCGACAUCCCCGCUGUCAUCAAAUCCAUUAAUUACAAUAUACACAGUAUGAUACAGAGCAGAUUUCAGUCUGAAAAUAAUAUUAAAAUAAAUGCUCAAUAGAUAAAGGAUAUCAUACUUUUCUACUGUAUUAGCCAUCUGUGAGUUGUGAGCACACCAAAAACAUGGAAAGCCAUUUUCUUCUAAUAAACUCAUUUAAGUGCAAACUUUUUUUCUUUAAAAAGACUAUAAUGAUUGCAGCAUACACUUUUUCUGAUUUUUUUUUUUUUUUUGGGGGGGGGGUGUUAAAGCCAAGUGCAAAAAGGCAAGCGGCCCUUUUUUUGUUGUUCCAAUAGAGCAGUAAUAAUAUAAUAAUAAUAUCAGUGCACAAAAAAAAGUCAUUAAUUGGGGAUUUUCAACUCGUGAAAAGUAGCGGAUGCAACAUUCCCAGAUGCUUGAUGGUUAAAAAAAAAAAAAAAAAAAAAAGGUGAGGGAGGGAUAGCUCCACUAAAUGUUAAUAAAGUAACCCUGAGCAGAGUCUAGAUUACACCAUUACGGUUUGUUUGUUUGUUUUUUAAAAAAAGGGUUACAUACUAUCCAAAAUGUCUGCUUUGCAUCGUAGCCUUAACUCCAUACAAAAAUUAAAAAGAAAAAAACUCUAAAAUGAGUAAAAUAACACCUUUCUCUUGAUGCAUUCUUCCUCUAAGGUCAAGUGAGUGAUAAACAAGACAAAAGCUGUUAACAAAGAAGGCAAGGCAGGGGGAUUUUAAAGAAAAAAAAAAAAGGAAAGGAAAGGAAAGGAAAGGAAAAAACUUGCAAUGCUUGCAGGGGUGAAGAGCAGCAUCAGACUCUGGCUUGCAGGGUUUCUUUAGCAGCAGAAAUAUUGUGGCUAUACUACUGUUCCACUGGGAGAGCUGGCUUGGUUUUGGGUGGACAAUAAACCCUGGAAAAAGGAAAACAAGGAGAUUUGCAUUUGGGAGGGAACAAAAAAAUCGGUUGUCAUAAAGUGCAGAAAAAAAAAAAGAAAAGUCAAGCCACAAAAACAACUCUGGUGCAAAGUGAGUGAUUUGUCUAGCGUGUCUUUUAACGCCAGCACAUGGCUGACCUCAACUGUUUUUUAUUUUGUAUUGAUUAUUCUAAUUCUGGACUGCAGGGGGCUUGCUAAGUGUGGCCAUUUUGGGCCACAGCUGGCUUUUCAUUGGCUCUCCAGUGUUUCCCGCAGAACUGCAAUGUAUUUGUGGUGGUGGGUCACUAAAUUACAGAACCUAAUUUGCAUAUUUGGCCAUGACGCAGGUGCGUGUAAUUGUAAUGGAUGAUGUAGGAGAGAGGAAUAACAUUGUGGCCUAAAUAUAGCGACAAAGUUGCUAAGGCGGCAUACUGCUACAUAUUGUUAUUCUCUGGCAGACCAGGUGCAUAUGAGCUGUGUUAAGAUGCAGACUUGCGAUGCAUACGUCACCUACUGUACGAAGCUGUAACGCCAAGCUACAUUCACAGUCCCAUUAUAAUGUGUUGAUGAGCAAGAGCGAACAGAUACUGUAGCUCCAAAUGCAUUUGUGACAGCCCGCCACAAAUAAAACACUGCCUUUGGCAUAUUGUAAAAAUAAAAUACAUUAAUUAUUGAACUACUUUAUUAGUUAUUACAAUUUUGCUGUGUCACCUAUAACAAAGCUAAGAUGUGGAUGUUCUCAGGUAGUUUAGCAUUGACCUACAUCAAAUUGGAAAAGUUUGGACACCCCUGCUUUGAGAUCAGCUGAGAAUUAAUUUACAAAAGGAUUCCUUUCUGAAAGAAAGCGAAUGAAAGAUGUUGCAGAAAUCCAGAAAACAACUGAAAGCAAAUAGUGGAACAUCCCGAGUUAAGCCCUAUUUAAAAAAAAAAAUUGAGGGGAAAAACUGCUUUGAAAUGUACACAAAAAAACAAAUCUUCAGCUCAAUGAUGGCAAAAUGUGAUAACCAUAAACGCAUGAAUGGAACUUUCUGCAAAACAAAGCAAAGCAGUUUCGCGCGCCUGUCCUGGCCACUCAGUACUACGUGGUAAAUGUACACAAGAUGGUAUGGUACGCGCUGUCCACACUGCUCAGCACAGUCUAGCCAGGCCACAAUAAACUGAUAAGCCUAAUAAUAAAACGAUACGCCGCAAAGUGACUUCCACAUUAAAAAUAAGCACAAGUUUUGCUGGUUAACUUACUUAACACUAUGUAUUGCUGCAACAAUGAAUAGAUGAUUAAUCAAUUAUCCAAUCAACAACUUUUUUGGUAUUGGAUUAACGUUUUUUUCCCCCAAAUGUACAUAUCCUCCGAUUUCAGCCUCUGAAAUGUGAGAGGAAUAUUUUCCAAUUUCCUGAGGCACACACUUUGGAAAAACAGUGAUCAACAUUUUUGCCUCUUGGUCCGUCUAUGGCCUAACCGAUUAUUCCAUUAAUCAAAACAACAAGCGUCACCUUAAAUUGACUCAGAAAAUAAUCUUUAGUUGCAGCAACUGUGUGACAGCUAUAAAAAUGUUAAGAUGUUACUUCUGUUAUGAUGGCACCUGUUUGAUUCGGGAACAGAUUCAUUCUAUUAUUAAUCCAUAUGAAAAAAAUGGCCUGGAACCUUUAACAAAUGAAUUGUCACAGAACGUAUUCAACUGUGGAGGUUCCACUACGUCUUCUGUGUCACAGCCAAAAUGCACAUAAUAGUUUGGGGAUUAAACCAAGAAAGAAAAUGAAUGAAUAAAACUCGCUCUUUUCUGGCUAUGGUGGGAAUCUGAUCAAAUGCCACGCACAUAAAAAAUAAAAAGGCACCAAUUUGGCUUAACACCAUAUUGCACUUCUUAUAGAUGCUUCACAGAAAUACCAGAGUUGAAUAUUUUUGAAAAUGGUUCCAAUUCCACACUUGCAACAUGUUAAAAUAGUGCAUGGAAAUCACAAUUCUAGUAUCAAAAUAUUCUGAAUGAAUAAAUGUCAUUUUGUUUGCAAUAAUAUUUUUAAAUGCUUUUCAUAUGUCCAGAUUGUCAUUAAGAUUCAUGUGUUGUGCACUGACAAAUUUGAGGGGAAAAAAAAAAAUCCUUUAUCAUGUUCAUUCUUGGCUUUUGUGUAUUUCUGUGAACAGAUCAACUGAUGGACGUAUAAAUGGCCACUAAAUAAACCUCUGAGCGUCUGUUGUUGCAGAGGAGAUACAGUUUCAUUUGCAAAGCAGCAGAGAUGUGAGGCAUGACUUGUUUACUAUAAUGCACGGUGACGUGACUGAUGGGUGAGUGCGCUAUAAAUUAUAAGAUCUUCCUCCACAUAAA